This is a messenger RNA of Kazachstania africana CBS 2517, 516 nucleotides long. RefSeq lists its product as uncharacterized. Lineage: Eukaryota; Fungi; Ascomycota; Saccharomycetes; Saccharomycetales; Saccharomycetaceae. The transcript has a single exon. The coding region runs from base 1 to 516 and encodes 171 amino acids. The record is from RefSeq and is a predicted model, not a curated record.
AUGUUUCCUAAUAAUAUGAACUAUGCCGCGGGACAAAUUCCUCUGGGUCGUGUGAAUAGUAAUUUGAACGAAAGUGCAAUAGCAAUGGAUGGCGCUUCGCAUCCGUCUCCCUUCAAUUUUACACCAAUAAUAGACGAAUCUAAGGCCUUCGAGAGGUUUAACUCCAGAAGUAACUCUAGUUCCAGUUCUAGUAGUAAUAGUAUAAUGAGUAAUAGUACUAUUGAAUCGAUGAGCUUCAUGGACACUUUGGAAUAUGACUUGAAUCCAAUAAAAUACAAGAACGAUAUAAGUAAAUUGUUUGAAGAUGAUGUAUUAUAUUGUCCAAGAUCCCUACUGUCAAGUGCAGAGUUGCAAAAAUGCGAACAAUUUGACAAAAUGUUACAGAAUAGGUUCAGCAACGAACAAAGUCAUCUAUCUCCUAUUCAACAACAACAACAACAACAACAACAACAGAUCAUCAAUAAAAACUUUAAAUAUAAUCCAUACACUUCCAAAAGUUUCAACCCAAGUAAUUAG